Mangifera indica (mango) is the source of this 2103-nucleotide messenger RNA. RefSeq lists its product as uncharacterized. The coding region runs from base 355 to 1887 and encodes 510 amino acids. The record is from RefSeq and is a predicted model, not a curated record. The transcript has 6 exons. Lineage: Eukaryota; Viridiplantae; Streptophyta; Magnoliopsida; Sapindales; Anacardiaceae.
CAUGAAAAGUUAAAUAAAGAAACUUGAGAGCACAUAAGGAUAUAAUCAAAAGCCAACGGUUUCUGUGUAGGAAAGUGAAAGAUGAUUGAGCACUGAUGGAUGCUUUUGGCUUUUUUUUUUUUUUAAUUUUGUUUGUGAAGAUUUUGUUCGCUUGAAUAAUGGUCGGUGAAUGUGUAGUGAUUAAACAAAAGCGAGAAUCCAAAUCACGCUUUUAAAGUUUGAGUUUGCUGUUCUGUUUUGCUAUGCUUUGAUGUCAUCAUUAUCAAUGGAAUCUUCUGACUAAAGCAAGCUCUUGAUAGAGAAUAAAUAUUGAUAUUGAAGCGGUAGUGACGCUUCUUACGAGUUUCAGUGAGAAUGGAGGAGAUGAGAGGAAGAGUGAACACGUGGCGAGAGGAGCUGGCGAGUUUAGUGGAAGAUACAGAAAUUCGAUACGUCGGAGAGCCGGUUAUAUCGACUACGACGAGAAAACCAGUGGAAAAUGAACGGGAAAUAGAAAAUGAAAAUUUGAAGGAUCAAGUAACGGGGUUUCUGAAAUCAUGGGGCGAGAUGCUUCUAGAAUUAGGGAAAGGUUGUAGGGAUAUUCUGCAGCAGACAGUAAUAACUGAGGACUCAUUUAUUGUGCAAAAACUGGGUGGACCGGUGGCUAAGGUUUCGGGUCGGUUAAGAUUUUUAAACGAGUUCUUGCCCGAGGAUCGCGAUCCGGUUCAUGCCUGGCCCGUUGUUUUCUUCGUUUUUAUCCUCGCUCUUUCUGCUCUCAGUUUUACUUCAAAUCAUGAUAAGUUGGUCCAACCAGUGAAGAAAGUGCGCAUACAUCUUCCAUCUGCAAGUCGAAUACUGCUCCCAGAUGGCAGGAACUUGGCAUAUUGUGAGCUAGGUGUUUCAGCAACCAGAGCUAGAUUCUCUGUGAUUAUUCCACAUUCUUUUCUUUCCUCUAGACUUGCAGGUAUGCCUGGUGUCAAAACAUCACUGCUUGAAGAGUUUGGUGUUCGCUUGGUGACAUAUGAUCUUCCUGGCUUUGGAGAGAGUGAUCCUCAUCCUAGCCGGAAUCUUAACUCAUCAGCAUCAGACAUGCAGGACCUAGCAGAUGCUGUUGGUAUCAGUGACAAGUUUUGGGUGCUGGGCUUCUCUAGUGGAAGCAUGCAUGCUUGGGCUGCACUGAAAUAUAUUCCUAACAGAAUUGCAGGUGCUGCAUUUUUUGCCCCUAUGAUUAAUCCAUAUGAAUCAAGCAUGACUAAAGAAGAAAUGAGAAGAACUUGGGAAGAGUGGUUACCUAGGAGAAAAUUAUUUUUUUUUUUAGCUCGUAGAUUUCCAAAAUUGCUUUCACAUUUCUAUCAUCAAACCUUCCUAUCUGGAAAACAUGGACGAAUUGACAAGUGGAUGUCAUUGUCGCUUAAAAAGAAGGAUGAAGUUCUGAUUGAGGGACCAAUCUUUGAAGAGUUUUGGGAAAGAGAUGUAGAGGAGUCUGUGCGCCAGCGAAAUACAAAGCCAUUCAUUGAGGAAACAGUGCUGCAAGUGUCCAAUUGGGGUUUUAGCCUGGCAGAUCUCCAGGCGCGGAAGGAGUGCAAGAGAGGAGGGAUUCUUUCUUGGCUCAGGUCCAUGUACAGUCAGGAACAAUGUGAAUUGGCAGGAUUUUUAGGUCCAAUACACAUAUGGCAGGGAAUCGAUGAUCAAGUUGUUCCUUCUUCAAUGACUGACUACAUAAGCCGAGUUUUACCAGCAGCCGUUAUGCAUAAACUCCCAUACGAAGGUCACUUCUCUUAUUUCUUUUUCUGUGAUGAAUGCCACUGGCAAAUAUUUUCCACUCUUUUUGGGAGCCCUCAAGGUCCCCUAGAACAGAAAAGAGAAAUGGUUGAAGCUCCAUUUGAAGGAGAUAGAAAAGAGGUAUAGCAUGAAGCAUUACGUAUUGAAGAAUAAUAAUCUCACCACAAUCUUACUAUGGUUUUUUCCUUUUGUUUUAACCCCUCCAAUUUUACGUAAAGAAUACCACAGGGUGCUCUUCUGCUGAGAGAACAUGAAAGAUGAAAUUGUAAUUUUCUAUAUUACAAUUUUUGGAUGACAAAAACAUUUAACGAGAGAUGUUAAAAUAUGAAGGCAUUUUUACAA